AGGGAAUAUAUCUGCAAACGUCAUGCUGGUGAAACGUGUGUCGCUGGUCCGCCUGAAAAGCUUGAACCACUAGUAUCCCACACAUGCAACUCUACUCUCUUGCAAACAUUCGGAAUAAUUGUAUCUUCUCAGAGACAAAGCAAAAAGUAUUGUGAAUAUCAAAUGCGCACACCGGGUUUCUACAGUAAACUUCUAAUAUUUACAACCUUCGACCUUGAUUCAAAAAGUGAUGAGGUAAAAGUCUAUGAUGGAGAUUCGGAACAAAACCGCUUAAUCGGAAUUUUCAAAGGAAACAACAGCAAUGAAAUUUCUGUGGCAUCAAGUGGAAGCGCAAUGUUGGUGACAUUCAGGUCAAAUGGCACCGGAAGUGGAAAGGGAUUUGAAGCCAGAUUCGAAAAGUAUCUUUAUCCCUCACCAUUGAAAAAAAUCAAUUCAAUGACUUACAUAAUUGUAAAUAUGCAGCACUCACUGAUCUUACUAUUUGUGUUUAUUUUCUUGGCUUCUGCCUCAAAAGAGCCUAUAUGUACUCAUGGGUAUAAAUUAGUUAAGAAUAGAUGUUUGAAGCUGUUUUCCGAGCCAUCAAAUUACAAAAAUGCUCAGCGACAGUGUGUCCAAAACGGAGGAACGCUGGUGACUAUAAGAAGCGAGGAAGAAAACCUUCACGUUAUUGCUCUGGCUGGCAAGGAACAAAAUCUUUGGAUUGGCCUGCACUGUAAAAUAUUAGGAAAGUGAAAAACGGUGAAUGUGUAAUAGUCGCUAGAUACUUGGAACACGAUGAUAUUACUGAUUAUUGGUUCACCACGUCAUGCAAUGUGACAAGGAAAUAUAUCUGCAAACGUCCUGAAAAAGUAUUGUGAAUAUCGAAUGCACACUCCGGGUUUCUACAGUAUACUGCUAACAUUCACGACCUUUGACAUUGACCCAAAAAGUGACGAGGUAAAAGUCUAUGAUGGAGAUUUGGAUGAAAACCGCUUAAUCGGAACAUUCAAAGGACACAACAGUGAUGAGUUCUCUGUGGCAUCAAGUGGAAGCGCAAUGUUGGUGACAUUCAGGUCGAAUGGCACCGGGAAAGGGAACGGAUUUGAAGCCCGAUUCGAGAAGAUUCCCUCUCAGAAACCACUGGAAUACAUCAAAUCAAUAACUUC
Molecule: messenger RNA, 1145 nt
Organism: Caenorhabditis elegans
Lineage: Eukaryota; Metazoa; Nematoda; Chromadorea; Rhabditida; Rhabditidae
Source: the annotation of a RefSeq genome assembly